GUCUUCCUCCAGACGGGAGGAGGCGUGGCUUUACUUCCGCUUGAGCGCGAGACACCCCGAGCGCACCCCCGUCUUGGGUUGAGAUCGCGCGUGCGAAGUAGUAGUGCAGAUCUCCGCUUUGUUCUCUUCACGAUUUGUGACUCGCUGUACUACAACGACGGUCGAGGACAAAGGAAACGGAGACUAAGAUUUUGGAAGCUGUAAGGUGUCUACAUGGCCGUCAGAAGAGGACACAUAAGGUAUUUAAAAGUUUGUGAGGUUCAGAACCAGGGUAAUGACAGAGACUCACACAAGGGUGGCAGCUCAGUAAAGCAGGAAGUAUACGACAUGCCGAACGGUUACGAGGACCACAUGGGCGAUGAGCCAAGUGAUGCGAAAACCAACCUGAUCAUCAACUACCUGCCCCAGAACAUGAGUCAGGAGGAGCUCCGUAGUCUCUUCAGCAGCAUUGGCGAGGUCGAGUCGGCCAAACUCAUACGAGACAAGAUGGCAGGUACGUCUCAACACGGCCACAGUUUAGGGUACGGAUUUGUUAACUAUGUUAACCCUAGUGAUGCAGAAAGGGCAAUCAAUACACUCAAUGGCCUGAGACUACAGUCUAAAACUAUCAAGGUCUCAUAUGCCCGGCCGAGCUCUGACAGCAUCAAAGAUGCCAACCUGUACAUCAGUGGUUUACCCAAGACCAUGACACAGAAGGAUGUAGAGGACAUGUUUACCCAGUACGGGCAUAUCAUAAACUCCCGCGUACUGGUCGAUCAGGCCUCGGGUCUGUCUCGUGGGGUUGCAUUCAUCCGUUUCGAUAAGAGGUCUGAAGCGGAGGAAGCCAUCAAGGAUCUUAAUGGAUCCAAACCAGCUGGUGCCUCUGAACCAAUCACGGUGAAGUUUGCUGCCAAUCCAAACCAGACCAAGAAUUCCCAGCUGAUCUCUCAGCUGUACCACACUCAGUCCCGUCGGUUUGGAGGACCUGUACAUCACCAGGCGCAGCGCUUCAGGUUUUCACCCAUGAGUGUUGACCACAUGAGUGGUGCCUCUGGGAUGAAUGUGUCCGGCAGCUCUUCCUCUGGAUGGUGUAUCUUCAUCUACAACUUGGGUCAGGAUGCCGAUGAAGGCAUCCUAUGGCAGAUGUUCGGUCCGUUCGGUGCUGUCACCAACGUCAAGGUCAUCCGUGACUUCAACACCAACAAAUGCAAAGGGUUUGGGUUUGUUACCAUGACAAAUUAUGAAGAGGCAGCAAUGGCCAUCGCCAGCCUGAACGGAUACCGCAUGGGAGACAGAGUCCUGCAAGUGUCGUUUAAAACCAGCAAGUCUCAUAAGUAAAGGGACUUUUUUUCUUUUCUUUUUUUUUUGUGUCGUAAGAGAAUCUGAAAGUUAAUUGCGGUUUGUUCUAAAGAUUUCAGUUAUUGUUGACUGUCCACAUACACAUAAUUCAUAAAUCUGUGUUGGGGUGAAAUAAGUUUGUGCUAGUGUUUUACUCUCUGGGGUUGAGCAGAUAUUAGAAUGUUGCAUUAGUGGUUUUGUCCCUGAUGCCUGGCAUUUGUAAAACCCUGGACAAUUUAAAAAUUUCAGAUAUAUAUAUAUAUCGGAAGAUUAGAGGUUUUUUUUUUUUUUU
This is a messenger RNA of Onychostoma macrolepis, 1609 nucleotides long. RefSeq names its product ELAV like RNA binding protein 1b (gene elavl1b). Lineage: Eukaryota; Metazoa; Chordata; Actinopteri; Cypriniformes; Cyprinidae. Gene Ontology annotation, cellular component: ribonucleoprotein complex. The record is from RefSeq and is a predicted model, not a curated record. The coding region runs from base 214 to 1317 and encodes 367 amino acids. The transcript has 8 exons. Gene Ontology annotation, molecular function: RNA binding.